UUCCGGUGCCCCCGCCGCCCCGCUCCCUCCCGGUGCUAACACCGUCGGGCUUGGCUGUGGGAGCGUAAUGGCGGUGCACCGGGGACCCUCUACGAAAUGGCUCUUCACCCGGGAGCAGCUGGAAAACACCCCGUCCAGGCGCUGCGGAAUCGAGGCUGACCGGGAGCUCUCCUACCGGCAGCAGGCCGCCAACUUAAUCCAAGACAUAGGCCAGAGACUCAACGUGUCUCAACUAAUAAUCAACACUGCUAUAGUUUAUAUGCAUAGGUUUUAUAUGAUCCACUCUUUCUCCAAAUUCCAUAGAAAUAUCAUUUCUCAGACCACGUUGUUCCUGGCAGCUAAAGUUGAGGAGCAGCCCAGGAAGCUGGAGCAUGUCAUUAAAAUAGCCCAUGCCUGCAUUAACCCACAAGAGCCUGCUCUAGACACUAAAAGCAACGCAUUCCAGCAGCAGGCACAAGAGCUCGUAGCUCUGGAAACAAUAGUGCUGCAAACGCUGGGUUUUGAAAUAACAGUUGAUCAUCCACACACAGAUGUUGUGAGAUGUUCCCAGCUAGUGCGAGCAAGCAAGGAUUUGGCACAGACUUCCUAUUUCAUGGCUACCAACAGUUUGCACCUCACCACCUUCUGCCUGCAGUACAGGCCCACGGUUGUUGCAUGUGUCUGCAUCCAUUUGGCCUGUAAGUGGUCCAACUGGGAGAUUCCCGUGUCCACAGAUGGCAAACACUGGUGGGAGUAUGUGGACCGCACCGUAACGUUACAGCUGCUCGACGAGCUCACGCACGAGUUCCUUCAGAUCCUGGAGAAGACGCCCAGCAAGCUGAAGAGGAUACGAAACUGGAGAGCCAUUCAAGCAGCUAAGAAGCCAAAGACAGAGGGCCUGACCGUGGACAGUGCCUUCCAGGGGACGUCCUUAGAUAGCCUUCCUGGGGUUACUAACUCCUUCUUCCCCUCCACCUCAGCGUCAGACUCUGCAGACAUGCCCACCCUGAACAGCAUUGCAGCCCCUUACGCCUCCUACCAGCCACUGAACGACCAGUCAAAGACCUGUGGCUACGACCAGUUCUCCCAGGCUCCCCACUCAGACUUCACACUGGUCAAACACAAACCCAAAGCUGCUGGCGGGUCUAGUAGUGAACACCAGCAGCUUGGUGUGAACACCACAGCUUUUUCACGGCCACAGAAAGUCUUGACUCUGGAAAAGUACAGAGAGAAACACGCAGCCGAGCUGGCCUUGCAGAACGGCUUGAAGGAGGAGCUCAGCACAGACAUGUACGCUCCUCCGGUCCUCUCCUCUCACCACCACAAGAAACGCUCUCAGACACAUCAGGCCAGCCAGCCAGGUGACAGCAGGAGAGAUAAAGCCAGCUCUAAAAGGCCUCGGCUCCCAGCCUCCUACGCUGAGAAUGGCUCUGCCACCAGUGAGGAGCUCAAGAUGCGAAUCAAAGUUUCAUCUGAGCGUCAUGGAGGCUCGGAGCAGGGCGGAACUCUGUCUGGAAAAGACAAGCACAAAGAGCACAGUGGUCACCGCCACUCAAAACACACCCACUCGCACUCGUAUUCCCUCAGUGGGAACAGCAGAGGGACAACGGACAAUGCCUCCUUAUCUGUACGAGCUCCCAGCAGCCACUGCAGUGACGGGAGCUCCUCCAGCUCGUCUCGUAAGAGACCUCACUCUGACGCCAGUAACCACAACCACCACCACCACUCGUCCAAGAGCAGCAGAACCUCCAAAGGAGGCCUGAACUCAUCUCACUACUCGGACAGCAGCCAGAGGAUGAUGGAUCACCACGGCCAUGACGGAACCAACGGCAUGCUGACGUCCAACGGCCAACACACUGAUUACAAAGACACUUUUGACAUGCUGGACUCUUUAUUAAGUGCCCAAGGAAUGAACUUGUAACCCUCAGAGUCCCCAGUGUUGUCUAGAAUAAGGUAUUACCAUGUUUAAUAGAUUUUAAAAAUGAAUUUAUUUGUCUUAAGUUAUCUGAAUUCUGCAUCACCCUCAGUCGUGUCUACACACUGAUUACUGAUGAUUCUUGUCAAACUGUCAAAUGUAAAAUUAUCUGCAUAGAGCUGUGUGCUACUAGCUUGCAACAGAAAAAAACUAUCUGAAAAGUUUGAGGAAUGCGGCUGGAAAAAUGGGAUUUUAAACAUUCUGUUAAUGCGAGCUGACCUUGAUUUUAAUGUGCAUGUUUUCAGUCACAAAAGGGAAGACAUAGCUAGUGUUCGCAGCCGUUGUGACAGUUUACAGACAGUUAAUGUUUUUUUUUUGUAUGUUAAAGCAUUUUGUUCCACUAAAAAUCUCAGGUCUUGAACUUUUUUGAUAUAAGAACGACUCUUCCUCUAUUUGGGUUUAUUACCUGUAUCUGUGGAGAUGUAUCACCUCGUCCAUUUGCUGACAAAGAUGGCAGAACGCUGGUGUCUGUCUUCGGUAACAUGGUCUGCUUAUUUUUCAAAGAGUGCAUCAAUAGUUCCAAACAAAUACAAAUGUGAGGUCGACUCCAUUUGCUAUCUAUUGGGACUUCCAGGGCCGCGCCUGAACUUAUUGUGCAGACUCAUAAUAGAGCAACAAAUGAAGUUUACCUUACAUCUGCUGUGAAAGUGCAUUUAAGAUAUAGCGGCUAAAAUUGCAAAAAAAAAAAAAGGCCUUGUGAUUGUACCUUGUCAAUCGCUAUUCAGUAUGAUAAAUGUUAUUAACUAUCAGAAAAUACAGAUCUCUAAAAUGAAAUUGUGUAUAUAGGACUGUAGUUCACAGUUAAAACUGUUGGUUUAUUGCAUCAGUCCAAACCUUCCUACAUUUAGUGUAUCAUGAGAUCUAAAUUAGACUCUGUAUUGAUGAGCAUAUCCUCGAUUUGUGUAUUGGGAGCCCGAAUAAAAGGUGUAAAAGUCAUUUUUACACAUUACAGUCA
Amphiprion ocellaris (clown anemonefish) is the source of this 2909-nucleotide messenger RNA. Its product is annotated as cyclin-T2-like. Gene Ontology annotation, biological process: positive regulation of DNA-templated transcription, elongation; regulation of transcription by RNA polymerase II. Lineage: Eukaryota; Metazoa; Chordata; Actinopteri; Pomacentridae. The transcript is spliced from 9 exons. Gene Ontology annotation, molecular function: cyclin-dependent protein serine/threonine kinase activator activity. The coding region runs from base 68 to 1900 and encodes 610 amino acids. The record is from RefSeq and is a predicted model, not a curated record. Gene Ontology annotation, cellular component: cyclin/CDK positive transcription elongation factor complex; nucleus.